AGAGAUAAAUUAAAAAGUGAGGGGUGGAGAUUUUAUUGGGAUAAUUUACAUUUUUGCACCUUCUUCUUUGUUUCCCCAAAACCCUUGGUUCGCUUAUGCUCAAGCUCUUCCAUUUAUUCACAGGACUCAAGCUGAAAUAUAUUGAGCGCAAUAGUCCUUCCAAUUCUGGAGAAUUUGACACUCAUAGACAAAUUGUUACCAGUACAGCUUUGUAAUUCAAUCUAUUGCUUACAGAAGGAAAUAGAAUCCAUUACCAUUUGAAAGCCUUUCUUGAUGCUGGGGAACUAGAAGAGGAUACAGGCCUCUAUGAUCUGUACACUCUAAUGAUCCAAGCAGUCAUUUGGAACAUUUCAGACUCCCAUAAGAAAUAGGAUUGAAACUAAACGAACUGUUAGCCGUUAGCUAUGAGCAAUGCAUGCGUUUCGAGAUUCAGCAGCAUUCAGAUAGCAGCUGUCCCAUUUCCUGGCAGAAGCUAUCAUGGCAUUGUUUUCUUGAGGAACUUCUCAACUUUGACAGCACCAUGUAUCUCUCCAAGCAUUCCUCUCAGUUAUCCUCCACCAUCAGUAGUUUCAGUGGCCUGCCUAACCCAAUCAGAUGCUCCACAACGUUCUGAGGAGUGGUUUACCCUUCGCAAAGACAAAUUGACUACAAGCACCUUCAGCACUGCUUUAGGAUUCUGGAAAGGGAAUCGACGAUAUGAGCUCUGGAAUGAGAAGGUAUUUGCUCCAGAAGUUCAAUUACUACCAUCUCCGAGCAGGAGUGCCAUGGAUUGGGGUGUUCUCAUGGAAGCAGUAGCCAUAGAACGCUAUAAAAGCAUCACUGGUCGUGAUGUGAGCUCACUCGGGUUCGCAGUCCAUUCGGAUGAGCGAUUGGAUUGGGUUGGUGCCUCCCCGGAUGGUCUUCUUGGAAGCUUGCCUGGAGGUGGGAUCCUGGAAGUGAAAUGUCCAUACAACAAAGGAAAACCAGAAAAGGGUCUCCCGUGGUCAACUAUGCCAUUCUACUACAUGCCUCAGGUGCAAGGGCAAAUGGAAAUCAUGGACAGAGAUUGGGUUGAUGUAUAUUGUUGGACACCAAACGGGAGUGCAAUAUUCCGUGUCUACCGAGACCGGAGUUACUGGGAGUUAAUGCAUGGAAUUUUAUGGGAAUUUUGGUGGGAAAAUGUGGUUCCUGCUAGAGAAGCUCUUAUAAUGGGAAAUGAAGAGGGUGCCACAGCCUAUAAACCAACAUCAACACACAAAAAAACAGGACUUGUCAUUUCAAGAAGCUUGAAGUUGGCAGGUGAGUCAAAGAUGUUGUGCAGGGAUAUUGCUGGUCAUAUUGAAUUUUUUCGCUAGUGUGACCAACGAGCAUUCAACGCGCAAGUUGAUGAUUUUUUUUGGUGAAGGAGCGCCUUAUCGCCAUUUUUCUGGGCGAAUCUUGAUCAAGUCAAGCUCCAAUGCAAGUACUGAACACUAGGUGGGAAACCAAGAAAAUACAUGCGAAGUUGUACGCCUGUUUUCUAGAGCUUGGCAUCUUGAUAGCUAGUCUAUAUGGUCGAAGUUGGGACAAUUACAACAGCAUACGCCACAUUGUGCUAGAGUUCCACUUGUUAAAGUUUUGAAAUCCAGCACGGUAGAUGUUCGAUUCGAGUUGUUUCGUGUUUUAAGUAGGGGUAUUUUUGUGCAGGUGUUAUUUUACGAAGAUGCCUGAAGAAACCAUGUAACGUUAUUCGAGUAUUUCGAAUAGAUUUUUCUGCAUUUUGUCA
This is a messenger RNA of Solanum stenotomum, 1744 nucleotides long. RefSeq lists its product as uncharacterized. The transcript has 4 exons. NCBI's taxonomy places the organism in Eukaryota, Viridiplantae, Streptophyta, Magnoliopsida, Solanales, Solanaceae. The record is from RefSeq and is a predicted model, not a curated record. Bases 405 to 1334 code for a protein of 309 amino acids.